UGAAAUUUAAUUAUUCUUCUCAUGGAUCCUUUUCACCAAUUCCACGUUCCAGUGGACAUUUGGGAAUUAUAUACGUACUUUGUUGUUAAUUGAUAUAUACGAUUAAUAACAAUUAAUUAAUAAUGCCAGCAACGAACAAUGAAGACGAUCCGUACGCACACGUUGCGAAAGGUAUCCUAAAAUUGAAAAACGAACAAACAAUGAGCAAAAAGAAAAAGGAUAAGAAUGGAAAAAAGAAGAAGCUGGUGGAAGUGUCAAAAAUCAUUGAGGAGGAAAAACCUCAAACGAUAGAAGUGAAACGGACGAAAGCGGAGCUGGCUUUUCAAAAAAUGCAAGAGAAAAUGCAAACUGAAAGGAUUAAGCAGAAAGCCUCUAAGACACAUAAACAACGAGUGGAAGAAUUUAAUCGACACCUGGAUAGCUUAACUGAACAUUUCGACAUACCUAAAGUGAGCUGGACGAAAUAAACUGCAAUGUUACUUAAAAAAUUUAUUUAUAUUGUAAUGUAUUGUAUAUAUAAUAUAAACAAUAGUCUUAGUUUCAGUUAAAAAUAACACAUAUAAUCAUAACAUUUUAAUCUUUAAAUAUCUUCAAAUAGUUUUCUUCUUUUUAUAUAUUUUCUGUUUAAAAAAAAUGAAAAAAUUAACUUAAAUGUGAAUUAUUUUAACAAUAAAUUAUUAAGAAAAACUAUGAAGAGAGAAAUCUGGUAUAUAUUUGUGUAACUUUGAUGCAAUUAUAGUAUUUAAAGAUUAAAUAAAUUCUCUUCUUUAUAAACGUCAUAUGAUAAAAUUAAAUAAUAAUAUUAUUAAUAUAAAAUAUUA
Molecule: messenger RNA, 821 nt
Organism: Atta colombica
Lineage: Eukaryota; Metazoa; Arthropoda; Insecta; Hymenoptera; Formicidae
Product: protein FAM32A-like
Exons: 3
Coding region: 123-467 (114 amino acids)
Cellular component (GO): nucleolus
Source: RefSeq, a predicted model, not a curated record